UGUAUGACAAAUAAAUAGUUAUCGGUGGUUCUCGGAUAGCAACAAAUGCCUUACUGUAAAGGAAAUCAAAAUGCUGUCUGAAAUCCGAUAAUAAUAAUAAUAAUAAUUAUAUUACAUAUUACAAAGAAUUUGUGAAUAGAGAAAGUAGAGGCAGCGGAAUCCUUCUGCACCUAAUCCUCUUCUCCAAUUUCCUUCCAAUCUUCUCUCUAAUUUUAGUUUUGAUGGCGGGGGAAGCGGGGAAGGGAGGGUCGACAAGAACCCUUGAGUACACACCAACAUGGGCAGUGGCCGGCGUCUGCGCAGUCAUCAUACUCGUCUCGAUUGCCCUCGAGAAGGUUCUCCACAAAGUCGGAACGUGGUUAACGGACAGGCACAAGAAAGCUCUUUACGAGGCGCUGGAAAAGGUGAAAGCAGAGUUGAUGAUUCUUGGCUUCAUCUCGCUCAUCCUCGUCUUCAGUCAAUAUUACAUUGCAGAGAUUUGCAUACCCACCCAUGUUGCCGAUACAAUGUUACCAUGUCGGCCCAAGGGGGAGGAUGAAGGCAAAGUGAAGGAAGAAAAUCAUCGGAGGCUUCUGUUGUACGAGCGCAGAAUUUUGGCCGGAAAAGAGUCGAGUUGCAAGGAGGGCCGAGUAGCACUCAUUUCGGUGGACGGGUUGCACCAGAUACAUAUCCUUAUAUUUUUCUUGGCUGUUUUCCACGUGAUAUACAGUGCCAUUACGAUGGCUCUCGGAAGACUUAAGAUCCGUGGCUGGAAACAUUGGGAGAACGAGACAUCAACCCAUGACUAUGAGUUUUCGAAUGAUCCUUCGAGAUUCAGGCUUAGUCACGAGACAUCUUUUGUAAGAGCUCACACCAGCUUUUGGACCCGGAUUCCGUUGUUCUUUUACAUUGGAUGCUUUUUCCGUCAAUUUUUUAGGUCUGUUAGCAAAUCUGAUUACUUGACCUUACGCAAUGGUUUCAUCGCCGUUCAUUUAGCACCCGGAAGCAAGUUUAAUUUCCAAAAGUACAUCAAAAGGUCGCUCGAAGAUGAUUUCAAAACAGUUGUGGGAGUUAGUCCGGUGUUGUGGGGAUCAUUCGUUGUCUUCUUGCUUCUAAAUGUUAAUGGUUGGCAGGCGCUGUUUUGGGCAUCCUUAAUCCCAUUAAUUAUAAUAUUAGCUGUUGGCACGAAGCUUCAGGCUGUACUGACCAAGAUGGCGCUCGAAAUAACAGAGAGACAUGCGGUUGUCCAAGGCAUACCGCUUGUGCAAGUCUCCGAUAAAUUUUUUUGGUUUGGUCGACCCCGUUUGGUUCUGCAUCUCAUACAUUUUGCAUUGUUUCAGAAUGCUUUCCAAGUGACGUAUUUCUUGUGGAUUUGGUACGAAUAUGGUAUCCGGUCGUGCUUCCACGAAAAUAUUGGUCUUGUGAUCGCGAAGAUUUGUUUAGGAGUUGGAGUUCUAUUCUUGUGCAGCUACAUUACACUUCCUCUCUACGCCCUUAUAACUCAGAUGGGUUCGCACAUGAAAAAAUCGAUUUUUGACGAGCAAACAUCGAAGGCCCUCAAGAAAUGGCACAUGGCCGUGAAGAAAAAGGCGCGGGGAGGAAGUACACCGACCCGCACCCUGGGCGGGGGCGGCGCUAGUCCCACAUCUUCAAUGGGGUCGCCUUUCCAUCCGACGACGGCAGCUGCCCUCCACCGGUUCAAAACCACCGGGCAUUCAGCGCGUUAUGAGGAGCAUGAUGGGUCUGAUCUCGAAGAUCCGGCGACCCCUCCGGCGCCAACUGCUAGCUUAAUCAUUCGGACAAGGCGCAGCGAAGAAGUCGAGGAUCACGUCGAUUCCGGAAGCGAAACAGAGAUAGAGAUAGAACACAAGGGCCAGCAAAGUAGUAGGAACGAAGAUGAUUUCUCUUUCGUAAAACCUGCUCCAACUCACAAGUGAUCUUUAUUCAUAGUUCACGUCAAUUGUUUUAGCAGACUUACGACGAUCUGAUUUUUUUUGUAAUUUUUUGUUCAUUUGCUUGCUUGUAUGUAAAGGGAGGUUGCUUAUCAAUUCUGUAAAUUUCAAUAAUAAUUUGGGUUGUGUAUUA
Messenger RNA from Andrographis paniculata, 2064 nucleotides. Its product is annotated as MLO-like protein 8. Gene Ontology annotation, biological process: defense response. Bases 222 to 1916 code for a protein of 564 amino acids. Gene Ontology annotation, cellular component: membrane. The transcript has 15 exons. Lineage: Eukaryota; Viridiplantae; Streptophyta; Magnoliopsida; Lamiales; Acanthaceae. The record is from RefSeq and is a predicted model, not a curated record.